AAAUGUUAAUAGCAAAAUUUAAUUAGAAAGGAAAAUUAAUAAUGCAAUCAGGCAAUUACAGCUAAAACCCCUCUCUCUCUCUCCUGCCUAAAGGUUGAAACUUCAACUGACAUUUUGAUUUUGAUUUGGCUAAUUUGAUUCCAGUUGAGACCGCAGACCACCAUGAUCGGAAGGAAAAGUGACUUUAAAUGAGAUUCCACUGAUGUCUGGACUUCCAAUUUGUGCAAUUUCUUCGUAAUUUUUUGUGGAAAUACAAGGAAGCUGAGGGAUUCAAUGGCUUGGAGUAAUCCAUUGAAGGAGGUGGCGACUUCCAGGCCAUUGUUCUUGACGAUCUACGCGACCGUGAUUAUCGGAAUCUUAGUUUCCUCAUUUUAUGUCUUCUCCGCAGUUUUCUCCGGUUCCAACUCCAUCUCUUCCUCCUUCCUGGUUGCGUCCGGCGACAACGCCACUGAAUCACAUUCAAUAUCCUUCCAUCCGGCAUCUGAUUCUUCCAAUCACGUAGUGGCUGGGGUGGCACCAGAUAAUACCUCUGAACAUAGAAAAGAACCUCUGCAACCUAUUUGGAAGGCACCUCCUCCUGGUACCAAAAUGCCACCUUUAGAGAUUUUCAAAUUGACGAAGGACCUGGUUCGGAAAAGGGUGAAGGAUAAUGUUAUAAUUGUGACGUUUGGUAAUUUUGCGUUCAUGGAUUUCAUUCUGAGUUGGGUUAAACACUUAUCAGAUAUGGGGGUUGACAACCUUCUUGUUGGCGCAAUGGACAUAAAAUUGUUGGAGGCUCUCUACUGGAAGGGUGUUCCAGUUUUUGAUAUGGGUAGUCACAUGAGCACAUUAGAUGUUGGAUGGGGCACUCCAACAUUUCAUAAGAUGGGUAGAGAGAAGGUUAUUCUUAUAGAUUCUUUCUUGCCUUUCGGCUUUGAGUUACUGAUGUGCGAUACUGACAUGGUCUGGUUAAAGAACCCCCUUCCUUAUCUUGCACGUUUUCCUGAAGCAGACGUGCUGACUUCUACUGAUCAAGUUUCACCAACAGUAGUAGAUGACCGAUUGGAUGACUGGAAAUUAGCUGGUGCGGCCUACAACAUAGGAAUUUUUCACUGGAGACCAACUCCAUCUUCUAAAAAAUUAGCAAAAGAAUGGAAGGAAAUGCUUCUAGCAGAUGAUAAGAUAUGGGAUCAAAAUGGUUUCAACGAGAUUAUCCGCAGGCAGCUUGGCCCAUCUGUUGAUGAAGAUAGUGGACUUGCAUAUGCUUAUGAUGGAGAGCUUAAGCUAGGUCUUCUCCCAGCAAGUAUAUUUUGUAGUGGACAUACUUACUUCGUCCAGGCCAUAUAUGAACAACUUAGGCUGGAGCCAUAUGCUGUGCACACCACAUUCCAGUUUGCUGGUACUGAAGGAAAACGCCAUCGGUUACGUGAAGCUAAGGUUUUCUACGAUCCACCUGAGUAUUAUGAUGCCCCAGGAGGAUUUUUGACAUUUAAACCUAAUAUUCCAAAGAAUUUGAUGUUAGAUGGAGAUCAUAACAUUGACUCUCACUUUGCCCUUGUCCAUUACCAAUUAAAGCAGAUACGAACUGCUCUUGCCAUUGCUUCGUUGUUGGGUCGCACAUUGGUAAUGCCUCCACUAUGGUGCAGGUUGGAUAGGCUGUGGUUUGGACAUCCAGGGGUUUUGCCGGGCACCUUGACUAGGCAACCAUUCAUUUGUCCUUUGGAUCAUGUGUUUGAGGUUAAUGUAAUGUUAAAAGACCUCCCGGUGGAGGAAUUUGGACCAGGGAUUAAUUUUAGAGAGUAUUCUUUGUUUCAAAAUCCUUAUAUGCCGCAGCAGGUGAAAGAUUCAUGGCUUGAUGUGCAUCUCUGUCAAGAAGGAUCACCGGGUUGUGCAGUUUCAAACAGCACAAAUCCAGCGGGAAUUCUCAAGUUCCCUAAACAAAGUACAGAGGAAACGUUCAAAACCAUAUUCUCACCCUUGAAGGAUGUCAAAGUCAUUCAGUUCUCAUCAAUGCAAGAAGCCUUCUUAGGAUUCAGUGACAAGGAGAAGGAAGAAAGAUUCAGGAAGCGUGUGAAGCGGUAUACAGGCAUUUGGUGUUGUACGGAGGAUCACACUCCAGGCCACAUAUACUACGACAUGUAUUGGGAUGAGAAACCCGAUUGGAAGCCUAAACCUCCCCAGACUCGAGAAGAGGAUCACCCCCCAUUUUGAGGCUUGUCAUUUUGUAAUCUUAUACCUGCACUGCAAAUCGGAGGAUAAAGAAGAAAGCGGCAAAAUGUUGCAAUCCUUAACCACACGGUGUCUAGGUUUGAUGGGGUAUGCGAAUCGAGCUCUCAAAAUCUAUAUAUAGACACCGACACGAGUUUCUUUUUUCAUUUUCUCUUGUUUUUCUUGUUUUCCCAUCUUUACUUCGGUCAGGUUAGUGUCAAAGCUUUUUCUGUAAUCUGUACCUUAGAACAUAAUAAAUACAAAUUUUAUGUUUAUUCAGAAAGAUGUUGGGCUCCAAGGUAGCCAUGCGAAUUUUUGUUAGUUUUGAUGAAGAGAAAGAGUUCUUUUGCUCAA
This is a messenger RNA of Salvia miltiorrhiza (redroot sage), 2541 nucleotides long. Its product is annotated as arabinosyltransferase XEG113. Gene Ontology annotation, biological process: cell wall pectin biosynthetic process. Gene Ontology annotation, cellular component: Golgi apparatus. The transcript is spliced from 13 exons. Gene Ontology annotation, molecular function: arabinosyltransferase activity. The coding region runs from base 274 to 2190 and encodes 638 amino acids. The record is from RefSeq and is a predicted model, not a curated record. Lineage: Eukaryota; Viridiplantae; Streptophyta; Magnoliopsida; Lamiales; Lamiaceae.